AAUGAAUACUUAACGCCAAUAACUUUCUAAUUUUGGUAGACGCACGGAAUCUUACACAUACGAUAGAAUAUCAGCACUGUCUAAAAGUCAUUCAGAUUGCAGAAGUGAGAAGAUACAGGUUGGUACUAAAAUUUAGAUUUGGCACGUGGUAAUUUCAUUUUAUUUUAAAAAUAAAUUGAAAUAACAAUAAACAAAAACGCGUGGCUUAUACAAAAAAAAAUACACAAAAUAAACGGAUUACAAAGAAUUUUAUAUGUACAUUCUUAGAAGGAAGGAAGUCUUGUCAUUAAAAAAAAUAAAUUAAAUGUUAAUGCAAGGUUACUAGAAUUGCAUACAACGGUGAAACAAAAAAUUGAGCUAUGAAUAAGUUCGAAGUGCAAACAAUAGAAGGGAAACGAUUGGAAAAAUUUAUUUUUUUAGGGUCGAUCACUAAUAGCAUUAAAAAACUUUAGCGAAGGUGAUUUAAUAUUCGAAGAAGAACCUUUUGUUUCUUGCCAGUUUUCUUGGAAUAAAGCAUACAGAUACGCUGCGUGUGAUCAUUGUAUGCGACCAUUAGAAACAGCUCAGGAAAACGUUCGGAGACUUUCUAACAAUAACACAAUUGUGCUGCCGUAUCCUGAACAUUGUCCUACAAAAGAAUGGAAGGAUCAAUUCGUAGAAUGUACGGAAUGUCAAAUCCAAUAUUGCUCAGAGGAUUGUCGUGUCGAAGCAUUUAGGAAAUAUCAUAUGACUUGCUGCUUAGGUGCAUUUAAAGAUGAUGACACACAUCCCGUCAACAUUUUAAACGAAACUUGGAAGAAAAUGCAUUACCCCCCCGAAAGUGGAACUAUAAUGCUAAUUGUUCGGUUAAUGGCAAUGUUCAAGCAGAGUAAGAAUAAAGAGGAAUUUUUAGAGACAUUACGUUCGUUUCAAAGUAUAAUAGUUAACGAAGAGCAACAAAUUUGCCAUAAGAUGUUAGGAACACAAUUCGAAACUCAGUUCAAAAAAUUAUAUGAAGCGUUUCAUAAAGCGUUUCAAAGUAAAGAAUUUGAAAUGUUUUUAACAAAAGAAGCAUUCACAUCGCUAAUGGCUUUAAUAGGAACUAACGCACAAGGGAUUGCUACAAGCCCUUUUGGCGAAUGGGUGAGAAAAGUGACAUCGUUAAAUUUAAGCUUAGAUAUUCAAAAAGAAGUUGAUGACUUUAUAGAUGACAUUUACUCUAAACUAAGCGAUUUUGCUGGAGAUUUUUUAAACAAUGAGGGUUCUGGUUUAUAUGAGAUUCAAAGUAAAAUAAAUCAUAGUUGUAUUCCGAAUGCUCAAUCAAGUUUUCCAUAUUCAAAUGAUAUUUUAGUACUGAAAGCUAUAAAACAUAUUCAAUCAGGAGAAGAAAUAUGUGUUUCAUAUUUAGAUGAGUGCCAGCUCAUGAGAAGCAGGCACUCUAGGCAAAAGAUUUUAAAAGAUAACUACUUAUUUAUUUGCAAAUGUCCAAAGUGCAUUGAACAAUCUAGCGAUCUUAGUGAAACUAGUGAUGAAGAAGAUGAAAAUGAUAGUUUAUACGAAAAUGAUGAUGUCGAAAUGAAUAAAGAACGAUAUGAAGAUGAUAUGAAUGAAUAAUUUUUAUGAUUAUAAUAUGUACAUAUAGUAUAAUUAUUAUGUUUUAAUUCACUUUUAAAUUUUGUUCAUACAUUAUAAUAUUCUUUUACCUAA
Molecule: messenger RNA, 1686 nt
Organism: Condylostylus longicornis
Lineage: Eukaryota; Metazoa; Arthropoda; Insecta; Diptera; Dolichopodidae
Gene: Smyd5
Product: histone-lysine N-trimethyltransferase SMYD5
Exons: 8
Coding region: 544-1593 (349 amino acids)
Molecular function (GO): protein binding
Source: RefSeq, a predicted model, not a curated record